GCGGCGACGGCUGAGGAGGGGCCCUGCGGGUGGGGCCGCUGCACCCCUAAGGCUCUGCAGCUCUGCAACAACCCUGAGGGCUACCUGGCUGCCUACAGCCUCCUGGCUGUCUUCCAAGGUAUUGUGGUAAAUGGCCUGAUUAACAUUAGUAUUUCAACAAUUGAGAAGCGUUAUGAGUUGAACAGUUCCCUCACUGGCUUAAUCUCGGCAAGCUAUGACAUUUCUUUUUGCAUAUUGUCACUGUUCAUAUCUUUCUUUGGAGAAAGAGGACACAAGCCACGGUGGCUUGCUUUCUCAGCACUUAUGCUAGGAUUGGGCUCGCUUACAUUUUCCUUACCACACUUCAGUAGUGGAAAAUACCACUAUGGAGCUAAACUUGAAGAUACGUGUCAAAUUCCAGGAUCAAGCUCUACUAACUUCACUUGCAGUGCCAGCACGAAGUCUUCACUUCCCAGCUAUCUGUAUGUCUUUAUCCUGGGACAGCUGCUGCUGGGAGUUGGAGGAACUCCACUAUAUACAUUGGGGACAGCUUUUAUUGAUGAUAGUGUCCCCAAACACAAGUCUUCCCUUUAUAUAGGAAUUGGCUAUGCCAUGUCACUGCUGGGUCCUGCUAUUGGCUAUGUCUUAGGAGGGCAGCUACUUAAUAUUUAUAUUGAUAUCCAGAUCCCAGAAAGUACAAAGAUGGAUCCAGAUGACCCACGUUGGCUUGGAGCAUGGUGGAUAGCAUUUCUUGCAUGCUUUUUUGCAAUUUGGCUUCUUAUAAUACCUUUUUCAUGCUUUCCGAAACACCUACCAGGAACAGCAAAAAUACAGGCUGAAAAAAUCUCUGAAACCCAUAAUGAUGGAAGUGAGGUGCUUGUUGAGACCAAGAAUAUUGGAAACAGUUUUAAAGACUUUCCCGUGGCUCUCCUGAUACUGUUGAAGAAUCCGGUGCUUAUGAGUCUAAUAAUAGCCAGUUCUUCAGAAGCUUUGGUGGCCACUGGUUUUGCCACAUUUCUACCAAAGUUUAUAGAAAAUCAGUUUGGAAAGACAUCAAGUUUUUCAGCAACUCUUGGAGGGCUUGUGUUAAUUCCAGCAGCAGCACUAGGCCAAAUCGUAAGUGGCAUCUUGGUUUCCAAGUGCGAAAUGGAUUGCAAAAGCAUAAUCAAGUUCAUAAUAGGCACUUGUUCAGUGGCCCUACUACUAAACACAGUGUUUUUGUUUGCUAAAUGUGGGAAUGAACCUUUCGCAGGUGUCUCUGAAACAUAUAAUGGAACAGGCAUGCUAUAUAACUUAACAGCGCCCUGCAAUGCUAACUGCCGAUGUUCACGCUCUAUGUACUACCCAGUUUGUGGCAGAGAUGAAGUCCAGUACUUUUCUCCCUGUUUCGCAGGAUGUACAUCACAUCUUUUUGACAACACGAAAAAGAUGUACCACAACUGUUCCUGUAUUGAGAAAGCAAAACGAGAAAAUGUUUCAGAAGACUUUCUCUAUGAAGCUGUCCCUGGGAAAUGUCCAACACAAUGCAAACUUUUACCUUUAUUCUUGACCUUCUUCUUUUUUGCUGUUGUUUUUACAUUUAUGGCUGUUACUCCAACAACUGUGGCCAUUCUCAGGUGUGUGCCAGACAAACAGCGCUCAUUUGCUCUUGGAGUACAGUCAGUGUUUCUACGACUACUGGGUACUAUUCCUGGACCAAUUUUGUUUGGUGUUGCUAUAGACAACAGUUGUACUCUGUGGGAUAUUAAUGAAUGUAAAGCUAAAGGAGCCUGUUGGGUUUAUGACAAUGAAAGGAUGGCUUAUCUGCUGAUGGGCAUAAGUGCUGCUUGCAAAAUCAUCACAAUCAUCUUUGUGAUCAUGGCAGUAUGUUUGUAUAAGCCUCCACCAGCAAGUGCAGCCCUGUCACAAAAGGAUUCAGAAAUGGUAUCUGCUAUACAUAC
This is a messenger RNA of Cariama cristata (Red-legged seriema), 1919 nucleotides long. RefSeq names its product solute carrier organic anion transporter family, member 4C1 (gene SLCO4C1). The transcript has 13 exons. NCBI's taxonomy places the organism in Eukaryota, Metazoa, Chordata, Aves, Cariamiformes, Cariamidae. The record is from RefSeq and is a predicted model, not a curated record. Gene Ontology annotation, biological process: sodium-independent organic anion transport; transmembrane transport. Gene Ontology annotation, molecular function: protein binding. Gene Ontology annotation, cellular component: membrane. The annotation marks the transcript as partial.